CUCAUUCAAGUGCCAUCAUGGCGGGAGAUGCAGACAGACCGGCAGUGAUGACAGGGCAGACAGGAAGAAAGUUCACCAACUGGGCAGAGACAUUCUCCUGUGAGCCAGAGCUGUUCUUCGAGCCAACUACUACAGAGGAAAUAAGACAGAUCCUGGAAAAAGCCAGACGUCACAGCAAGCGUGUGAAGGUGUGUGGGUUUGGGCACUCCCCCUCGGACAUAGCCUGUACCACAGACUACAUGAUCAGUCUGGCCAAGUACAGACAGGUGUUGGAGGUUGAUGAGGAGAACUGUGUAGUGACAGUCCAGUCAGGAAUCCUGCUCAAGGAGCUGAAUGAAGAGGUGUUGCCAAAAUACAACAUGGCUCUCUCCAAUCAGGGAGCAGUGUCAGAGAUCUCUGCUGCAGGGGUCAUCUCCACUGGAACUCAUGGUACAGGCAAGACCUUUGGCAUCUUUGCAACACAUGUUCUGGAGAUGACCAUGAUGACAGCAUCAGGAGAAGUACUGAGGUUGUCUCGUGAGGAGAACAGAGACAUGUUCCUUACAGCAUUGGUGGGUCUGGGCUCCCUGGGAAUCAUCCUCACAGUCAAGAUCCAGUGUGAACCUGCUUUUAAUCUCCACCAGGUCCAGUUCAGCUGCUCACUCGAUAAGAUGCUCAGCACUUUAGACAAGCACCUGGAUGAGAAUGAACAUUUUAAGUUCAUGUGGUAUCCACAUACAGAUGGGGUGGUGGCAUUUCUUUCCAACAGAACAAAAAAGCCAGUGCAGACCAAUCCCAGCUGGUUUUGGGAUUAUUUUGUGGGCUACUAUUUGCUGGAGUUUCUCCUGUGGUUGAGCACAUUUUGUUCAGACCUCCUACCAUGUAUCAACAAGUUUUACUACAGCUACAUCUAUGCUGUACCGUCAGAGCGGGUGGAUCGCAGUGACAAAGUCUUCAACUUUGAAUGUCUUUUCAAGCAGUAUGUGACAGAGUGGUCUUUUCCAAGGAGUGAAACUGCAAAUGUGCUGCACACUUUACAAGACUGGGUCAAGUCCCACCCAGAACACAAAGUUCACUUCCCAGUGGAGGUUCGGUUUGUCCGAUCGGACGACAUCUACCUUAGCCCCUGCUACCAACAAGACAACUGUUACAUCAACAUCAUUUCUUACAGGCCGUAUGGAAAGGAUGCACCAAAGGAUGCCUGGUGGGACAUGUAUGAGAGCGUCAUGCACAAGGUUGGAGGGAAACCUCAUUGGGCAAAGGCUCACAAGGUGACACCUGAGCAGUUUCAGAAGCUGUACCCAAUGUUUUCCAAGUUCUGUGCCGUUCGGGAGCAGCUGGACCCACAGGGCAUGUUCCUGAACCCCUACCUGGAGCGCCACGUUCUCGGCAUGACCCCUCAGACACAGUUUGACGUUUGACAAAUCUAUAGGAAAAUAUCAUAGGUCAUGCACUGACCUUUACACGGAAUAUGGACAACUAAACUGUUUUCCAUGUUAUUGUAAAGAGUAUGCGAUACUGAAUGUCUUGAUUUAGUAGUAAGUUACUAAUGCACAACUGAACUGCAAGUUUGUGUUUAUUGAACUCCUAACUUUUAAAUCAGCUUAUCAGUUGUACCAAGUUUUAUCAUGUGCACAAAGGACAUAAAUAGAAAGUUGAAAUGCAAUAACAGGACAUAGAGGUCUUGGAUGAUGAGCACAUUAUUGUAUUACUAUUUUUGUACCAGGAAAUGCUAUUUUGUGCCAAAACUGUAUGAGAGUGCAUGAUAAUUAUCACAGUGAGUACAUACAGUUAUUUUUACUAAAACUAAUUGUCUUCCUCUGGUUAUUAUGAGUGGUAAGACUUAAUGAUACUAUUAAGUUGUUAUUUGUAGAGUAAAGAUGCAAAACUCAAUAUUGGAAAACAGUAACAGCACAAUGUAUUGAUUGAGUUUAUGAACAAAUAUUUAGAUAUUUAAGAAGUGGUUGCUGAGUACUUGAAGUAGAAAAUAGAUUAUGUUUUCAAAGUACAUUGGUCACUACAGUUUUGUGAAUGAUGUUGAAGUGAUAAAUUUUAGGUUUGGAAAGUUGAAGUGCAUGGCAUGCUUGUAAUAAUGCACUUGCUUUUGCCAUUGUGUUCCAACUUACAAUCAUUCCUGUAUGUAAAUUCUGUACUUUAGCAGGCUGUACAAGCCUGUACAAAUAAACUUGUGUAAACAAUUGAGUAAACAUGUCAGAAAUUAUCUUAUGAACAAGUACAUGUAACAUUAUAUGGAUCAAUCAAUAUGUUGAUGUAUUUCAUACACUAAGCAUCGUGUACAUAACGUUACAUGUACACAGUGUAUUUACAACACUGCUUCCAGAAUACAUGAUGUACAAUGCAUAUGUGGAGUAUUACAUGUAUGCGGCUAACAUUUCUUUCAUUAAAGCAGAUGGGAAGUGUGA
Messenger RNA from Branchiostoma belcheri (Belcher's lancelet), 2402 nucleotides. Its product is annotated as L-gulonolactone oxidase-like. The transcript is spliced from 12 exons. The coding region runs from base 18 to 1400 and encodes 460 amino acids. Gene Ontology annotation, cellular component: membrane. Lineage: Eukaryota; Metazoa; Chordata; Leptocardii; Amphioxiformes; Branchiostomatidae. Gene Ontology annotation, molecular function: D-arabinono-1,4-lactone oxidase activity; FAD binding. The record is from RefSeq and is a predicted model, not a curated record.